AGGAGGAGGGAGGAGGGAGAGAGGGAGCCUCUUCUCUAACAUUCUCGCCAACAUGCCUCGAGCAUGACUGUAAACUGGUUCGGCUGGGUGACGGGGGAGAAGGCGGCGUAACUCCAAAACGGAGCUUCGACGCGCCGCCGGUGGACGAGAGGCACGACGCGACGGAGGAGGGAAACAUGGUGGAGCCGACGAGGCGGACGUUCGGCCGACGGGAGGCUUGACGUGUGGACAUCGGUGAGAUUACGGCAUGGCGCGACGCUCUCAGUGCUCCUCUGCUGGGGACAACCCCCUGGACCCCAACUACCUCCCUCCUCACUAUCGGGAAGAGUACCGCUUAGCGGUUGACGCUCUGGUCGAGGAGGAUUUGGAAGGGUACUAUAAGUUCCUCCAAAAGGCUGAUGUGGUGGAUUUCCUGUCCACACCUGAGAUUCAGUACAUUCAGAGCUCUGUUCAGGUGCCUCAACAGAGCCACCACCCUGAACAACAUAUUCUGGAGAGCGGGGGAGAUGGCUCCUCGGACACUUACUGGCCCAUUCACUCUGACCUGGAUGUCCCAGGUUUGGACCUCGGCUGGCCUCAGCUCCAUCACUUCAUUGGGCCCACAGAGGUCACCACUCUGGUCAACCCCCCUGAGCCUGACAUGCCAAGUAUCAAGGAACAGGCCCGACGACUCAUCAAGAAUGCUCAGCAGGUCAUUGCUGUCGUGAUGGACAUGUUUACCGAUGUUGACAUAUUUGCGGAUAUUCUCAAUGCUGCCAUGAGGAAAGUUGCCGUCUACAUCCUUUUAGACGAGCAGAACGCAGACCACUUUGUCAGCAUGGUGUCCAACUGCAGGGUCAAUCUACAGACCAUUCAAUUUCUACGUGUGAGAACAGUGUCUGGCAUCACAUAUCACUGCCGCUCAGGGAAAUCCUUUAAAGGUCAGAUGAUGGAUCGCUUCUUGUUGACAGACUGCAGGGCUGUGCUGAGUGGAAACUACAGCUUCAUGUGGUCUUUUGAGAAGCUCCACCGCUCUAUGGCGCACCUUUUCCUUGGACAGCUUGUAACGACCUUCGAUGAAGAGUUUCGGAUUCUGUUUGCUCAGUCUCAACCGCUGAUAAUGGAAAAUGUGCUCGCUCCAAUGGAAGAUUUUGGCCAAUUUCAAAACAGACAAUACCCAAGUGAAAGAACAUCACUGUACAGAGAGCCCAGGAAAUUCCUAUCAAUGGACACCAGUCAUCCAGAGGAACGGAAGAGACAUUCCUAUGAUGAACGUAUGGACGUGGACUGGAGAAUGAUGCCACUUAAAAGGCAGGAAACCCUGCAUGGCCCUUCAGACAUGUACAGUAGAUUGCCCUCCCAGCAACUUCGUAUGGAUCUGCCUUAUGACCAGGGCCCCAACAGGGUGACCAUGCUGGAAAAUCCUGCAUUCAAACGUCAUAGUUAUGCUGAAGGUGGUCAUGGUAGAUUCUCUUACCCGUUUCUGCAGCAACAGGGAAUGCCAGAGCCGGAGAACCAGGGAAGGCAGUUGCACAGGGGGCAGCAGCCCUAUCCAGGGCAUGUGCCAGGACCAGAAGCAGAUUGCAGUGCCUAUGAAAAGUUCUGGAGUCAAGGCUAUCAAUCAGCAGAUCAAUACUCCGAGCCUGGUAUUUCACAAGAGAUACAACCAUCUGAUAACUUUGACCCUGUGCUUAACUAUUUAUCAUCUACCAGAAAUGUGGACUUCGACCAGAGCUCGGAGAAAUUACUACCUGCAGCAGAUUUACCGUUUAGUUCAUCUCACCCUAGUAGACUGAGUUUAGGCCAGCCAUAUGCUUGUCAAACCUCUCCCACCCCCUCAAAUUCAACAGAUCAGAAGUUUUUCCAGGAGCCUACCAGUGACCGCAAGGAUCCUUCGGUGAAACAAGGGCUAAGAAAUUGGAGGAUCAGCUCAUACCUCAGUGCAUAUGAUAAUCCAGGAGAUGAAGGCCUCCCAUUGGCACCACCCGAGGCACCAGACCCUUUUGAAGAGCCCUCAAAUCCCAUACAGCAGACGGCAGCAGGCGUAGAUUCAGCAUUUCUUAAAAUCCCUAAUGUUAGAGAAUUUAAGGUUCCUGCAAUACCCAGGGCAAGUCAGAUGCCAAGUUAUACCAAAACCACUGUACGAGAGCAGCCAAAGACAGAGCCUGAUGGACCUAGUGAAGUGGCAGCAGAAACCAAAUCAACCCCAACACCUUCAGAGUCAUCAUCCACAGCUGAAGGGGAAAAGGCAGAAGAAGCAGAACCAAGAGAACCAACGUUUCGAAGGAAGUACAAUGCUGCAGUACCAAGGAGCUCCAGGUUAAGAUCCUCUCUCAUAUUCAGCUCUCUUGAUCAGCAGCAAACUGCUCAAGGCCAACAGGAUGAGGAAAGUGACAAAAACGAAGCAGAAGAGACAAAACUACCUUUUAUUUCAAAGGUUUUAGGACAAAGGAGAUCUGCAACAAGAGAACCUCUUGAAUGGAGCCGUUACAAAAAGUCAAACACUUUUGAUACCUCAACCACAGAAACAUCCAAGCCAGGUGAUGGGAACAGUAAAGCAGAUGAUAAAGAUCCAUCAACUGUAGAAAAUUCAAAAAAUGUUUCAGAAAACAGUGGGGCACAGGAGUCAUUAAAACAGCCUCAUGGCAAGCAAGAUAACUCUUCACCAUCAAUGCUACAAUCCAAGCCAUCAGAAGCUGAGCCAUCCAAAACUGAUCAGCCAGUACAAGCACCCAAAUCUUUUCUCACCACUCCAUCGUAUGUCGAUAUGAGUGAUCCUGAUAAAAGGUUCAUGUUUUUCAAAGAGUUGGCAGCAAAACGCAAAGCAGAAAAGGCUGCAGAAGCCCAAAAGGGCAAAGAUGAGGCCAAGAUGAAACCAACUGUUCUAAAAAACAAUUCCACGGUUAAAAAGGAGGAACCUGAUUCAAAAGUAGCCCCAGAAAAGAUGGCUAAUACUUCACCCUCUGAGGUUUUAUCUGACCAGCUUGUCGAAAAUGAUUCCAAUACCUCCCAAAGCUGUAAAGAGGAACAAUACGCAGUUUCAACUGAUUCAGAGAAGAAAGAACUGACAACCAGCAAACCAGCAACAUCUUUGCCUGUUUCUGCAGAAACAGGAUGUCCUCUGAGUGAGCCUCUUGAAGACUCAAAGCUGUCAAAAACUGCUGUACAAGAGAGUAGCCUAAGUCAUUCACCAGCAUCCACAAACGCUACCCCUGCUAAUGUUCCUUCUCCUAUACAAGGUACAAAUGAGAGCAAAAUUGCAGGCUGUGAUCUUACCUCAAAUGAGUCCAGUUCUCUCUCUCCCAGCUCAGUGGAGGUAACACCAUUUUCUGCAUCUGCUGCAUUGGAUUCUAAAACCAAAAUAACUGAUUCAGUUCAGUUAGGAACCAUAAGCUCUGAGCCUGUACAACUAUCAGAAGUUCAAAGCUCUUCCUCUGAUCACCAUCUAUCAGAUCCUGGUUCACAGAUAAGUCUGAGUCCUCCAACCUCUAGCUCUGCUCCUCUUUCCACUCCGGUAGAGACUUCAUCUUCUGAUGUUACCCCAGAAGACUCCAACUCAACGCCCCUCUCCAGCAUAUUGUCUCCAAAUUCUGAUAAAACAGAAGCACUUGAAUCUGUCAGCUCUGUUGACAAAACUUCUGUAGAACUUACAGAAUCAGAGUCUACUCAAGCUUGUCUAAAGUCUGUUCCCCAGUUGACCUCAUCUGAGAGCCCUUCAGCACAUGUGGAUUCCGAUAUUUCUCCUGACACGUGUACCGCUUGUGCAGAACCGAACGCGUCCCCAUUACAGUCCACAAUAGAGACCAACUCUGAAGAAUGUUGUGCUCCAGCACCUUCAGAAAAAGAUAAAGUUGAAUCAGAAAAUCACUCUGUUCCAGAGACUGUUCCAAAGAAAUCAGAGGAUGUCAAAUCUGAUAGCAAACCUAGUCCUAGCCCUUCAUCUCCCAAGUCAAGCUUACUGAAUGUAUCUGAUGGGGAAAGUUCUAUUUCAGAUCAAAUUACUCCUCCUGGGCCUACUCCAUCAGAAACAUGCUCUCCUGUUAAUCCAGACAUGAUUGCUAAUGCUUCCCAGUCCACAUCAAAUGCAUCUCCACAAGAUCCACUAACGCAAACAACCUCUCCGUCCAAACUUAACCUGACAGGAUCUGUCACUCCUAAUCCUGUUGAAACAGUAUCACCUUCUUCCACUCUAACUGCGUCAGUCGGAUCAGUUUUGUCCCCUGAAGUUGAAAAAACAGAAACCAACAUUUCCUCAGAUAUACCCUCUCCUCCCAAGCAGACUGCAACAGACUCAAAUGAAACUCCAGAGCCUACCUCAAAAAUCCCAGCCGAGCCAGAGCCAACACCUGAAUCUGCGACUUCUGAAAGCCACCCCACAGAGCCAUGUGAACCUACUGAAAAUAGUAAAAUAGACCAACAGAGUGAAAUGAGCAAUGAGGCUGACCCCGGUGAGAAAAAACCUGAGGAUGUUCAGGCCACAAACAAGGUCAAGAACGGUACAACACAGGAAUCUAUCAGAAGCGAAAAAACGAAUGAACAAGUCAGGCAAAACAACUGCUCUGAGCUGGCAGAGACUACAUCAAAUGAAGUUGUUCCUCCAUCACCGCAGUCCAAGCAGCCAAAAUCCAGCCAGUCUCGCUACCAGUCAUCAACAGCCAACGUGCUUGCAAGCAGCAACCUCAGAGACGAUACAAAGCUGCUUCUGGAGCAGAUUUCUGCAAAUAGCCAGAGCAGGAAUGAGGCCACCAAAGAGUCGCCUGUCACCGAUGAUGAGAAAGAAGGUGAAGCUGACAAAAAUGCCAAAAGGGAGAAAGAGAGAGGGAUCAGGACACUUAGCAGAGGGCAGCAGUCCAAGUCAGAAGAGGAGAGGGACAAGCUGCUGGAGAGGAUCCAAAGCAUGAGGAAGGAGAGGAAAGUUUACAGUCGAUUUGAGAUGGCACCUUAACUGGUAUCUUAAGUGUGUUGAGGAGAAUAAAGAGUGCCUACAGCAAGUGUAGAAAGAAGGUGAAUUCAAGUGAAAAUGAUGAGCAAGACAUGUUCUCACCAAAAA
Scophthalmus maximus (turbot) is the source of this 5029-nucleotide messenger RNA. It is a transcript of the gene sack1ha, whose product is annotated as family with sequence similarity 83 member Ha. Lineage: Eukaryota; Metazoa; Chordata; Actinopteri; Pleuronectiformes; Scophthalmidae. Gene Ontology annotation, biological process: intermediate filament cytoskeleton organization; protein localization to cytoskeleton; positive regulation of cell migration. Gene Ontology annotation, cellular component: keratin filament. The transcript has 6 exons. The record is from RefSeq and is a predicted model, not a curated record. Bases 248 to 4924 code for a protein of 1558 amino acids. Gene Ontology annotation, molecular function: keratin filament binding.